Molecule: messenger RNA, 768 nt
Organism: Leptosia nina
Lineage: Eukaryota; Metazoa; Arthropoda; Insecta; Lepidoptera; Pieridae
Source: the annotation of a GenBank genome assembly
AUGUCGAAUAAAUUGGAUGACUUGUUUGAUAAAAAGAAAGAUGAAGCUCCUAUGUUGGAUUUGUCGAAGGUGGUUAUAAAUACAGCAGAAGAAUACAGAGCUGUUUUGGAUAAGGUGCCUGAAUUUAAAACGCGUCCUGAAAAGGUAAAAGCGGAAGAUAUAAAAAUAAAAGACAAAAAGGAAGAUCAAAAAACCAAAACACCUCGAAAGGAAAUUCGCGCGUACGAAAAGCUCGGAACUCGGGGUUAUGAAGAGAAACACUUUACUUUUAUGGAUCCGAUACCAGUAGAAAUGCAAGGCAUUAAAUUCGAAGAACUGUGCGCUGUGCCCAUCGAGUGGAGAAUGCUCACCUCCGUACGUCCAAAAUCUAAACUGGACGAAGAAUAUUUUAACAGGUUAAUAGAGUUAGGCAAGUCCGAAUUAAGAACCAAAGUUAAAGAAAAGAGGGAAGCAGCAAAGAACAAUAUGGUGAGGAAGAUUAAGAAUCGAUCUGGCGUGACAGAGACUCGUGUUGUAUCUUGCUCCGAAUGUGGCGAAGAGUAUUGUAAUGGUAAAAUGUGUAUGAUCACAAACUACGACAUGUUUGCGCGUUUGAAGUUGGAAAUUGAACCAAAGACGAGGCGAGCUCAAGCUGCGCCGGCGCAGGUGGGCAAACUUCGACGCAUGCGUCGACGACCGAGGCGUAAGCCGCGUAGUAAGAGCGCCGCUCCGGCGUACCAGAAACCUGCUACUGGGAAACAUGGAGCCAGAAGUGAUUCUGAAAUUUAA